CCAAGCAUAUAUAAGAUCUGUGGGAGGUAGUGUGUUUGACGUAGUGUCUGAAGAAGUUGGGAAAGUAACCAGUUGUGCCCAUAUUAUGUCACAUAAGGAAUGUGGGGAAAGCAUCCAGACACUCAAAGAAACUCUGGAACAAAGCAACCCAGUUAUGGAAACUGUGCUCAUCCCAUCUCAAGAGGGAGAAAAGACUGGCUCCAAGGCAGCCUAUGAUGCUGUUUCCUCUACAUCCACACUCACAGAAGCUGUGCCUAUUGUGUUACCAGUAGGCAUGAAGACUGAUUCUGGGGCUGCAAGCAGUGAUACAAAACCACAUGCUCUCAAAAGUGCAGAAAACACCAUCAGCAAGGAGAAGCAGCCCAGUCCACAGAUGCCAAUGAAGCCACCUGUUGAGACUCAACCCUUGAUGUCAGCAGAAGGGUCCAGUGACGACAAUGCAAUGAGCAACAAAGUGACUGAAGACAUAGCCAAAGAGUCCGAAGCAAAUAAAAUAGAAGCAUUGAGUAGUAUUGCAGCUACCACAGCAGACGAAACUGACAGCAUAAACAUGUCACCUAAUGCAGGCCAGUUGCCGAACCCUGAAGAAAAGCUGAUGCUGACUGAAAGCAACUACUUGCCAAUCACAGAGGAGGAACUAGCUAAGCUUGCUGAAUUUGAAUCUGAGGUACCCUCCACAGGAAAUCAGAGACCCCGUGGCUACUUUGUACGCCUAGGUUCACUAUCAAGCCAACUCCAGCCCCAGGCCUACAAACAUUCCCUGGAGAAGAUCAGAUGUGCUAAACUUGUCACCCAGGAGACACUAUUUCAGCUCUAUCGAACGAUUGACCUGAUUGAUUGUACCAAGGGAAGUGCUGAAAAACAUCAGAAAAGCCAGGAACAGCUACACAAACUGUGGCUGAUGUGGUGCAAGAGCCAGUCAGGAGAAGUCAUGCACAGUGGCUCACCACUACAGCAAAUUGAAGUUCGGACUCUGGCGAUGUCCUGUGACAUUGCCCUGAGACUACAGUCUGCCUUUUCAAACCUUAUGUCCAGUAUUCAGGGACUUCCAGACUGUAUCCAAGAAAAGUUCCAGAAAGCCUCUCACAACAUGGAGGAGCUUCACACUCUGUUUUCCACAAGUAAUUCCUUCCAGGACCUAACCAGCUCAGUGUUGAUCCAGAGCCAGGAAAAGCUGACUAAGGCACGGAAGAACCUGGAAGAGCUCUUAUUUUAUGUGGAAGACACUACUCCUCACACUUGGCUUGUGGGACCAUAUAUGCCCUCAAAAUGUUCCUCUACAGAACAAGAUCCUGUGGUGCUGGAUUCUCCUGAGGAAUCAAAAGAGGUUCUGCAUUACGUUUAAAAAAAAAUGUCACUUUCCAAACACUUAAAUCCUAUAAUCCUAUACUGUUAAAUUAUUUGGCACUGGAUUGUGUUUGUAAUUUAUGACUUGCACCAUAUUUGCCUUCUGGAUU
This is a messenger RNA of Tachyglossus aculeatus (Australian echidna), 1457 nucleotides long. Its product is annotated as perilipin-3-like. The record is from RefSeq and is a predicted model, not a curated record. Gene Ontology annotation, cellular component: cytosol; lipid droplet. Gene Ontology annotation, biological process: lipid storage; positive regulation of triglyceride storage. The transcript has 8 exons. The coding region runs from base 86 to 1345 and encodes 419 amino acids. NCBI's taxonomy places the organism in Eukaryota, Metazoa, Chordata, Mammalia, Monotremata, Tachyglossidae.